Nerophis ophidion (straightnose pipefish) is the source of this 1379-nucleotide messenger RNA. It is a transcript of the gene hmox1a, whose product is annotated as heme oxygenase 1a. Bases 80 to 865 code for a protein of 261 amino acids. The record is from RefSeq and is a predicted model, not a curated record. Gene Ontology annotation, biological process: response to oxidative stress; heme catabolic process; heme oxidation. Gene Ontology annotation, molecular function: heme oxygenase (decyclizing) activity; heme binding. Lineage: Eukaryota; Metazoa; Chordata; Actinopteri; Syngnathiformes; Syngnathidae. The transcript is spliced from 5 exons.
CGUGCCUGCGUAUAAAUGGGGGCCGGCUGCAUCAGCCAGGUCAGAGGGAGCCACAAGUGUCAGAAGAAACAUCAGAACCAUGAGGAACACAAGAAAAUAUGAGGCGAUCAGCGACCUAUCAGAGGAGAUUAAAGCUGCCACCAAGGACAACCAUGUCCGCGCAGAAAACACAGAGCUGAUGCUGAGUUACCAGAAAGGGAAGAUCACCCUUCCUCAGUACAAGCUCCUGCUGUGCUCCCUCUACGAGAUCUACAAGGUGCUGGAAGAGGAACUGGAUAAGAAUUGCGCCCACCCGGCGAUCGCACCGAUAUACUUCCCUCAGGAGCUGGACCGCCUGGAGAGUUUGGAGAGCGACAUGGAGCACUUUUUUGGCCCCGACUGGCGAGGGAAGGUGGUGGUUCCUGCGGCCACGCACGUCUACACUCAGAGGCUGCGGCAGGUUGGUAAAGAGAAUCCAAAGCUGCUGGUGGCCCACGCUUACACCCGGUACCUGGGAGAUCUGUCGGGGGGCCAGGUGUUGGGGAAAAUUACCCAGAAAUCCCUUGGGCUGUCGGGCAAAAAAGGGCUCUCGUUUUUUUCCUUCCCCGGCGUGAGCAGCCCCAACCGCUUCAAGCAGCUGUACAGGAGCCGCAUGAACAGCAUUGACCUGAGCCCGGAGGAGAGGGAGGCCGUGCUGGAGGAGGCGGUCGCCGCCUUCGACUUCAACACUCAGGUUUUUGAUGACUUGCAGAAGCUUUUGGGUGUCGCAACGGAACAAGCGAAGAUCGACAAGGCCAGUUUAGCGUCGUUUCCCAGCAUGCAAUUCACCAUGGGACUGUGCUUCAUACUAAUGGUGACUGCGGGAAUGGUCCUUGGUACCUGGUAGUACACUGCAAAAAACUGAAAUCUAAGUAAGAUGAAAUAUCUCAAGUAAGGGUGAUAUUUGCUUACGUUCUGUCCAAGAUCAUUCUUCUCACUAAGUAGUGUUUUACUUGUUUUAAGGGUUUUGGUCCUAAAUGAUCUCAGUAAGAUAGUACAGCUUGUAGCUGAGACUUUAUGAACUAUAUUGUAGGCUGACCAUGCUGUGAAAUCCCAAAAAGGCCGGGACUAGGUGAAAAUUUGCCAAUGAUACUCGAACUUGCUUUAUAAAUAAUAUAUUUAUUGAAAUAAAGCAUUUUUUUCCUCCUCUGUUGACAGCAGUGUUGGCGCUAGGAAUUUUCAAAAUGGGGUCCCAUGGACCCCAUCAAUUCAUAAAAAUGGGGUCCCACAGAAACAUUUUUGGGGUCCCGCUUUUUUUGUAAGUGUUUUGAAAACAAAUGAUAAAUGUAUCUCACUUUCUAUGUUGUGUUUUGGAAAAAGGUUCUCAGAAACGUUGCUUAAUUCAUUAAAAAUAAAACAAA